Messenger RNA from Hylaeus volcanicus, 2556 nucleotides. RefSeq names its product SH3 domain-containing protein Dlish (gene Dlish). Gene Ontology annotation, molecular function: superoxide-generating NADPH oxidase activator activity; protein binding. The record is from RefSeq and is a predicted model, not a curated record. The coding region runs from base 932 to 2137 and encodes 401 amino acids. Gene Ontology annotation, biological process: superoxide anion generation. Lineage: Eukaryota; Metazoa; Arthropoda; Insecta; Hymenoptera; Colletidae. The transcript is spliced from 6 exons.
AAAUUACACAAUGUUUUGUAUUUUAUAAAAUUAUCCUAUCGUAUUCUUCUUAUCGUACUGCGCGCUCAGCUUUCUCUGACGCGCAUGUGCGAGAGUUGGAGUCAACAUUCUAUUCUAUUGUGUUUACAGUCUAAGAACACAAGUGGGGUCAUAUCCGCAAAACUACUAAUGCGAAUUUUUACCGAAUUCAGACAUCCAAAUAAAAGAAUGUUAACUCCUUGAUUUUUUAUCACCCCUACAUUCGUUUAAAAUACAAAAUUCAUCAUUCGUUCGUUAUUUAAAGUAUCAAUUCAUUCAACUUGUCCCUGCUUACUCUAAAUGUAAAUACAAUUCUACUGCGUAUAUUACAUUAUCACAUUUUCCGAAUCUAACAUUGGCUUCGUUUUAUUAGCUUUCGUACUCUUCCGAAAAUAGCAAAUUGUAAAUGUAUACAUUUAAAUAGUAACAUUGAAAAUAUUCAUGAUAUAUGUAUUAUGAAAAAUUCGAAUCAGUAUACAAAGUUUUCUUUUUUAUCAGAAUCGUUCGAAAUAGGUAGCACCGUGAUUGGAUAUUGUCAUGAAAUGUACAUGAACAAUUAUAAAUAAGCUGUUUACUUGUAAAUUCGUAUGUCGAAGCGCCGUCUACCUGUUGCAUUCACGACUACAAGUACCUGAUUCCAGUUUCAUCCAAAAUCCUUUGGGAGAACGAAAGACUAAUUAGGUUUCUGGUUCGAGACUUUACCGUUAUAUUCUUAACACAUUCUUACUCGUAGACGUAAAUUAUCCCGAAUAUUUAUUUAAAAAUUUCUUAUUACACGGUAAAACCUUUUGUCAUUUUCACGAAUGUCUAAUACGUAUACAUUCGUUAUGUUAUAUUUCAUUUCGGUGAUUUUCUGACACUUGACAAUUUGUGUUCUGAGAAUGUAAUUUUCUGUCAGUUUUAAGAAAACAGAAUGGCUUUUUUAUGUCCUGUGCGUAUUCGACGGGGAAAGAAAAAGAAACCAGGAGUACAUAAUUUCAAUUUGGAGAAAGAUUGUGUCGGAGCUGGAGGUACAGGAUUAGGUUCGGGAACAAAAGUACCGUUACCUCCUGGUCGUAUAACAGGAAGCGCUAGUAUUGAAACUUUAGUCAGAGUAGGUAUCGAAAAAGAAAAUGGACUUUCGCCAGAUAGUAAAAUGGUCAUUGUUCAUGACUUUACUCCUUGUGUUGAUGAUGAACUUCAAGUAAAACGUGGCCAGGUUGUAAAUGUUUUAUAUAGAGAGAAUGAUUGGGUGUAUGUAAUAGCAGCUGAUACACGUAUGGAAGGCUUUGUACCACAUUCGUAUUGUGCACCUUACACAUCACAGCUUGCUGAAUUAACACUUGCUACUCUAAUGAACAAUGUGAAAAAGAAACUACCAAGGUCUAAUGAGACUGAUUGUGAUUUUGCUGGUACAGGUCGUUCACAAACAGUAGAUGCACAACAAACUGACACUGGAUCAGCAUCAGAUUGCGAAAGUUAUGCUCGUAAUGUCACUACUGCUGACGUAAAUGUUAAUCGAUCUAAUAUUACACAGUCUCAAAAUUCCAUUCAAACUAUAUCCUCUCAGGCAGACAUACAUCCAUUCUUUAAGGAUCCAUCAGCUGGAAGAUACAUCGUACUUUAUACUUUUGUGGCUAGAGAUGAAAAUGAUGUUAGCGUAGAAAGAGGUGAAUUUGUAACUGUUCUCAAUCGAGAUGACCCUGAUUGGUUUUGGGUACUUAGACAUUGCGAUGGUAACGAAGGAUUUGUUCCAUCUGGAUUUGUAUAUCCAGGACAUGUUCUUCAUUCUUAUGCGACAACAACUACUACAACUACCACUACAACUACUGCAGCAACUACAUCUACAGAAACGCAUAGUUUAGGGAAAGGCAGCAACACAAUGCCAGGAAAUGAAUCAUUACAACAAAAAGGUUUACGAGAUUUUCGCGAUGAAACAAAUGGUACAGAAUUAGUUGUACUUUACGAUUACAAGGCGCAGGCGCCAGAUGAUUUAUCUGUGAGAAGAGCUGACUGGAUAUAUGCGGAUUUGGGAAACCAAACAGUGGAUGGUUGGUUGUGGGCAUAUGCACCUAAAACUCGCAAAUAUGGUUUUAUUCCGAAAGCAUACGCCCGCCCUCCUGCUAUGACGAGCUUAUGAUACAAACUAUAACCUUGUAUAUCUGACAUUUUUUUGCGUAUAUUCAAAUAACAAAGUACUUCUAUAUAAUACCGCAUUCUAAGCGAAGAUGAAAAUUAUGGAGAUACGAGAAUUACACUUUUCUCUGUUAACAUUAACAUUGAGUGUAGCACAAUUGGAUGUAAUGUGAUUAAGGAGACCUUCGUGCAGAACUAUGCAAUCACCUGUUGAAAAAAUAUCUUCGGGACACUGAGCUGUUCGUAACGAGUUCACUGGACCUGUAUAUGUCAGGGAACGUAAGCCUUCACUAUCAAUCUUAUCCACAGCCUAUUGUGGAAAUAGACCAUUUUUUAUUACAUGCAAUCAUUUAUCAUGUACAUAGACAUAAUCACUUGUCUAACUGUUUUUAAUGAUAUAAUAUACCUGAAUACUACAUAGAA